AUGAACGUAGAUGUCUCUACAUAUUGGGAAGAUGAUUUUACAGUUACCAGUUCAUGCACAUUCUCUCUUCAGCAAACCCAUGAAGUGUUCAAGAGCGAUAUAUCUCAUGACGCUUUUGCCCACCAUCUCGACGAAGGCCCCGAAAUCGUUGAGAUUAUCGACAAAGAGAAACUUAGUCCUGUUGCUUCCUCACCUGCCACCGGUGACUUCCGCGAAACGGAGGCAACCAUUUCAGAAAGCCUUCUAAAACCGGUCGAAACACAAACUCAAAUCGGAAAUCAUAUUCGCGGUCAGAUCGCUGCAUACGCCGGCGUUGCCUUGUCUAUGGCAUUUAGGACCCACUUUUUCUCGAUGCUAAUUCUAGGCCAGUAUGCACGGUUUAUACGCUGGGAUCGACGUGGGGCCAUUGUUACGAGGAGGUUUGAUUACACUGUCAACCCUCACAUCGUGUUCGAAUUCUAUCUCCGCUUUGGCCAACUCACCCCCCGACAGAGGGGAUUUGACACUAAUGUAGAACCUCUGAAGGCGGGUCUUCCUCAACGCGUCGCAAAUGCCUUCAAUGCAUAUUAUCACUUGUCAUGGUACCAGGGUGCCAAAUACAGUCAUAAAUUAGAUCCCUCAAAUUGCAUUUCUGCCUCGGAUAUGCUUUUCUUCCGUAUUCGGAUUGAGGAUCGCACUCAGGGUCGCGUCGAUAGCUUUAUUAUCCCAGCCCCUGCCUACAAACACUCGUACGUCAUUCCGUUUGCUCGUGCUUCCAGGCGAUGCUUGGCGUAUUUUGAUGACCCCAACGCGCCAAAAAUGUGUUUUCUCAAAGAUUCCUGGCAAGAAGUCUCUCUACGUUCUGCUCCGGAGGCAGAUAUUUAUCGGCGUCUUCAAUCCAAAAAUGUCCCAAAUAUAGCUUCCAUGCGUCUCGGAGAUGAUGUUGUUGAUCUCGAGACAGAGACACAGAAAUGGUUCUAUCUUUUAUCUCACAGUGGUCGAUACAAACAUCUCGGGGCCAUGGUUUGCCAUCGUCUUGUGAUGGACACCGUUGCUCGUGAUCUAUCAACGUUUACUUGGUGCAAAGUCCUCCUCAAGUGUCUUGCUGAUGCAAUCGAUGCUUCCCAGGCAGCGUAUAAAGCUAAAGUGCUGCAUCGGGAUAUCAGCGCCGGCAAUAUCAUGAUAACUGUGGAUGAGAAGACUCACGAAUUACGCGGCAUUCUUAUCGACUGGGACAUGUGCCUUCUGUUGAAACAACGAAACGUUGGCGUUAAUCGCACUGCAAGAACUGGCACGUGGGCAUUCAUUUCCGCCCGGCUUUUGAAGAGUGCAAAGUCGUCAAUACCUGUCAUUCACUCACUUUCGGACGACAUGGAGUCUGUUUUCUGGGUCUUAUCAACAAAAAAUGCCACCCCUACCUACCACGACGAAGAAUCCAAUUCGAGCAGUGAUGAAAUCGACGAAAUUCCUGUCAAGGCUAUGAAGAAUUUGGAUGACCCUGACGAGAAAUGGCUGUCUAAAUAUCUUCGUAGAGCUGCAAGAACUAUGGAGCCAUUAGGUGUCACACCGACUGGUUUACUUUCGCCCGACCUAAAUUCUCAUCCUCCAAAAAACCCUGAUGAAUGGAGACCGGCACUCCCUGAACACUCUGGCGUGGAUUUUUACCACAUGUGGUUUGUAAAAAAUCAGAAUGACACCGAAUUGGCGCAAUCAAGACAUGUCUCUAAAAUCACAUCUUCCAUGUUCAAUCGCAUGAAUGGUCUACCUUGCCGCUCCGGAAGCGCCAAGCGCCCUUUCGAAGACACGGAGGAGGAUAAUAAGGCGUUAAAAAAACAUCGCCCAGUUUCUUGA
Psilocybe cubensis is the source of this 1830-nucleotide messenger RNA. RefSeq lists its product as uncharacterized. The transcript is spliced from 5 exons. Lineage: Eukaryota; Fungi; Basidiomycota; Agaricomycetes; Agaricales; Agrocybaceae. The record is from RefSeq and is a predicted model, not a curated record. The coding region runs from base 1 to 1830 and encodes 609 amino acids. Gene Ontology annotation, biological process: protein phosphorylation. Gene Ontology annotation, molecular function: protein kinase activity.